Molecule: messenger RNA, 4715 nt
Organism: Cydia strobilella
Lineage: Eukaryota; Metazoa; Arthropoda; Insecta; Lepidoptera; Tortricidae
Gene: bbx
Exons: 4
Coding region: 258-1850 (530 amino acids)
Biological process (GO): regulation of transcription by RNA polymerase II
Cellular component (GO): nucleus
Molecular function (GO): RNA polymerase II transcription regulatory region sequence-specific DNA binding; DNA-binding transcription factor activity, RNA polymerase II-specific
Source: RefSeq, a predicted model, not a curated record
CAAAACAGUCGGUGCGCAACCAUCUUGUCAAAACUGGAGUCGGACACAAAUAAAUAUUAUAAAAUGUCCUAAAUCGCUCGUAAUGACAUAACAUUAUCUUCGUAUUUAGUAAAGUAUUGUGUUUAGUUUACGUUGGUGUUGUUUUCAACGCGGUUAUUAUACAUUUUGCUCAAUAUUUCGAGUUUUGUGUUGCGUCAAAUGACGUCAUGUAUGUGAUUAUUAAACACGUAUCGUGGCUGUCGAGUUUGUAGUGAACCAUGUUAGAGCAGGACGGCGACAGCGAGCCGGCGCACCACGCGCGCCGGCCGAUGAACGCGUUCCUCAUAUUCUGCAAACGUCACCGGAGCGUCGUGCGCGACAAAUACCCUAAUCUCGAGAACAGAUCCAUUACGAAGAUUCUUGGAGAAUGGUGGGCCAAUUUGGAUAAAGAAGAGAAAGCCUGCUAUACAGGUCUUGCUAAACAGUACAAAGACGCGUUCUUCAGCGCCAACCCUGACUUCAAAUGGUACAAGCUCCCCGCGCCGCCGCUCCGCACCCACACCUCCCGACCCAGAGAGACCAACGAAAAGGCAAGUGACUCUCCCGACAUAGAAUACCACGAGGUUGAGCUAGAGAAAACCAACAACAACUCCACCAAGGUCGACCUCAACAAGAAGCCUAUUGACAAUGCCUUCGAAACCGACUCUAAAACCCUAUCCAUGUUCACUCCCGGAAAACUGGCCGACGAAGCCCAGAUGGGAGGCCUGAGCAGCCUCCUAGCCGCCAAGACUGUAAACAAAACUCCAAACCCUUACUACUCACCUCAUUCUUAUAAAAUAAACACGAUCUCAAACGACAGAUCUCAUACUAUUAUAGAGGCGGAAAUGAAAGGUUUCACCCGUGAAGAGAUGCUGCAAGAUGCACUCUCGGAAACAUCUAAGAUUUUCGAAGAGUUCGAUGACCAAAAAGGUCGCCUUUAUUACAGCGCCACCAACGACCAACUCACUAAUCAGGAUGUCAUCGAUCAGAUUGUUGAAAAACGGUACUCUAGAGACGACGAGUACAGCUACCAGCAACAUUGGUCCGAAGACGAAAAAAAUAUGAGAUCUGACAGAUCCUGCAAAGGGAAGAGGUACCAGGAGUUCAUGGCUGGAGGUGGACUGAUAGUUAACAAGAGGCAGAAAAGAGAUUACUCCGACAAGAUGCCAGACGAAAACUACAACGCCUCAUGUAGUUGGGAGCCUGGUAAUCCGCGCAGCGAUGAGUUCUUAGCUUACGAUACGAAACAAUCUAUGUCACCUAACGAAACACCGGUCGAAAGCGAAUUUAAACCCGACGACACCGAAGCACCCAAAGCAGACAAUAACUUAAACAAACCUUUUAAGGCUGCAGAUUUUGAUUUAGACGCGAAAAUUAAAGCGUUGCCCUCACUUAGUUUAGAAAAGUUCCAGCAAAAGAAACGCGAGAACAAACGCAAGAAGAAGACUAACAAUGUGAAACCGAAAUCGUUCGAAAGCUCCCACAUAGUCAACUCCGUUCCUAGGCCUUACCCGAACGACCGGUGGGAGACGGCCGACUCCUGGCGCCAAAACGUCAUAGGCAGUCAGAAACGAAAACCAAGGAAAAUCAGCAUCACAAGGCUCGAGAUUAACAGUUUAAUUUCUAGCGUAGAUUUAAAGGCAGCGCACAACAUCAGCCCUGAAUUCAAGAUCGCCACGGAAGCGCCUUGCGGCGUCCAAAACAUGGAGAUGCAUAAAUCUCCUGGCAACGUCGACUUGCUGGCACUGGCCACGCUGGCCGAAGUCGCAGCGAGCACGUCCAAAAUAGAAGAGGCGUCCAUCGAAAACAUUAUGGCCGCCAACCAGGGCUAGCACGCUUCCAAGGUAUAACAUACCAACACCACUAGCCUUAAAAAGAUAUUCCAAAAAUUAUUUACUUCAUAAUCAGAUAAUAUUUAUAUAUAGAUCUACUUUUACAUACGCAUAAAGAUUAAUAUUAUUGUACACUUUUAAUUGUAGUUUUUAUAAAGUAGAUAAUAGAUUUUAUUUAUAUGGAAAUAAAAAUCUAUAUAUGUAUACUUUAGUUGAGUACGGCGUUUAGGCUGCUACGUUCUGCUUUAUUAGGAAUAAAGGGUGAUAGAUAGGUAAUUAUUGAUAUCACACAAAAUAAAAAAGAAGGCAUAAUCUUAUAUGUUUUAAGGAAUACAAAAGUAAUCCCCAAGAUAGAGUAUAUUUAUGAAAUAACACGUUCCGAGACAAAACGUGAUUUUUCUAAACGGAGCGUGUUUUUUUUCAUGUAUUCAUCACAAUUUACUAUAAGUUAUGAAUGCCAAACAUAAGUCAUUAUGUAAGUAUAUACAACCUCAUUAUUUGUUUUCGUAAACAUUAGUUUAUUUAAAUCGCCUUAAUUUAGAUUUAAAAAUGAAUACCAAGACACCACAGGCAUAUACUGCAUUGCAUUUUUAAAGGGUGUUAAAUUUCGGUUAGCACGUCGUGCAUGCAGGUUUCAGAAAUUUAUUUUUUAUAUCGACGAUUUUUUUGCGUGUAAAAUUAAUCAAGAUACGAAACAUCGUCCCCUUCCUUGGGUUUUUGUUAGUAAUCAGCAAGGAGCGGAAUGGUCAUAGCAAAAAUUCAAAUAUCAAAGGGAGAGACUAACUGAUUUUAUCGACAAUCGAUAACUGACACAGCACGACAAUGAGACGAAUGGCAUUUUUUUUUUAAUUUUGAUUAAUUUUUAAUACUAUAAUUAGGUGUCUUAAAUAUUUUAAGGGACAAGUGUUAUAAAAUAAACAUAUCCCACAUAAAUAAAUAUUCUGCAUCAGCAUCAGGUAAAGUACAUAAAAUUAAAUAGAAUAAAACAGUAAAACUAGCAUUUAAAUUAUAUUUCAAACGUUUUCGGCAUGAGUGGAAAAUCGAAAUCGUACCGAGUACUCGGUGAAAAAACAUUGAUAACUGGAAAAAUUGAUUAAACUAUAUGUUCUGGUCAAAUGAAAGAAUGGCUUCCAUCUUAUUAUUUUUUUAUUCUAUUUAUUUGACGUGCUGCGUUGGUUAUCGAUAGUAGAUAAAAUAUAUUGUUCUCUCCUUUGACAUAAGGAUUUCUACAAUGACGAUUCUUCCCCUUGAAUCAGAAAUUUAUGGAAACGUUGUAACGUUUAGUUGAACGCUAGUUAUCCUAAAGGCCUUGCAAGCCGGCCAAAUUUAUUUGUGAGUAAAACUCGCAAUUUAGCACUUGUGAUAAACCUUUUCUAAGAGUUAGAUGAUAAUUAUGUUUCUCUUAUCAAUUUUUACUUUCACUCAUUCUCUUUUAUAAAUUAUUGUUUAAUAAAUGGAGAUAUCUACAUUUUACUUACUAAAUCGUAUUUAAAAGAACAUUCUCAUUUUAUUAACUCUUCAUUGUUUACUAAAUAUACAAAAUAAUUGUAUCCCUUUAGGUACCUGAAAUUCAACAAAAACUUCAUGUGUAUCAUGAAACAAAAAAAAAUUACGAACUUUGUAAUUUAAGUUAUUUUAACCAAUUUUAAGUUCACACCAUUGUCACUAGCUUACUUUCGGAACAGUGUUUCUCAAAUUGUUUUCUUUUUCUUAUUUAUUUGUGAUGGACUUACUUUUUCUGUGAUUUAUUCUGUCGCCUAUGGAGUUUCCUGAGGCCAUGAGCUUCUGUUGCAGGUCUAGUCUAGAAUUUGUAUUGAAAUAAUCAAGUACUAAAUUGAAAAGUGCACUUAUAUUUUUUAAAGUUACAGACAUAGACACGCGCCAUAAUGUGACAUGCUCAUCCAAAGACCAAAUGUAUUUAGCAUAGUAUAGCUAGGUAGGUACUGUAUAAUAUUAAAUGAUAUAAGUAAGUGGUACAUUAUAGUAUCUAUCAUAUUUAUAUGUAAAAAAAAACAUAGUUAUAUGACAUUGCAAAUGUCAAUUUUUUUUGUUAAAUGUAGCUUGUUGCAUUUUUGUUUUAAAAACCAUGUACUCUUCACGGAGCUUAAAUUUAUUUGUUGGUUUUUUAUAUAAAGAUUUAUGGAUUGUUACGUUUUAAUUGAAAAUUGGUGAGCUUUUUAAAGUUCCUAAAUGAGAUUUAAAAUUUGGCUUGGUCAGUAUAAAAUCUAACAUCACAAUUACUGAAUGUCUUAUGAGAAAAUGAUUGCCUUGUGUAAGACGAAGCCUUAUUUUACCGCACUAGAGUUAAGAAAAGUUGAAAUGGGGCCAGUCUGCGGUCGGCGCGAUUCGCACUUGUUCAGGAUCGAUCGUGUAAGGGUAGUAAAGAGGUAGGGAAGUAAAAGUAAUGGACUCGUUAAGUGUAAAUUAAUUAGUCAGAAGUACCUUUUGACGCACUAAGUCCAUUAUCGUAUUGGUGCUAAGAGAUCUGUUUGUCAAAUUUCAUUUUGAUGCCUCCAUUGUUAAACAUACUUCUAUUUAUCGCAAUGGAUGGUUUAUAAAAAUGAUAUUAUCGAAUUUUUGUUAAUUUUAAGCCAUCGCUCGCAAUCAGUUUUCAUUAAUUAAGUAAAUAAAAUUAUAUUAUUCAACUCGCAACUUGGUUGCGAGAUGAAUACAAUUGUUUCGUUGUUAAAUGUUUGAGAAACACUGAUCUAUACUUUUUAUUAGUUAGGCCAUAGGGCAUAAUAAAGUCGGCACCCAAAGUGUAUUUGGUUCCAAAGUAUAUAUUGUUGAAUGUUUUGUUACUGGAGAAUGUGGUUCGAUAAUUAUUAUAUCCUUUUAUUGUAGAAAUAAAGUUUAUUCAUAUUA